CCCCGCGUGCGCGCGCCCCGCCGGCGCCUCCAUCCCGGAUCCGCGCUGCAGCGUCAGCGCCGCCGCCCGUUCCUUUCCUCUUCCUCCUCCUUGGCCUCGGCCUCCGCCUCCUCUUCCUCCUCCGUGCGCCCCCCCAGCCUCCGCUGCUCCCGACGCGGAGCCCGGAGCCCGCGCCGAGCCCCCGGCCCCGCGGUGCCAUGCUGCCCCGGCGGCGGCGCUGAACGAUGGCGACGCCGCUGCCUCCGCCCUCCCCGCGGCACCUGCGGCUGCUGCGGCUGCUGCUCACCGGCCUCAUCCUCGGCGCGGUCCUGCGCGGGGCCGCCGCCGGCCACCCGGAUGCAGCCGCCUGUCCCGGGAGCCUGGACUGUGCCCUGAAGAGGCGGGCACGGUGCCCCCCUGGUGCCCAUGCCUGUGGGCCCUGCCUUCAGCCCUUCCAGGAGGACCAGCACGGGGUCUGUGUGCCCAGGACACGCCGGCCUCUGGGUCGGGGCCAGUCCCAGCCCAGGCUGGAAGAUGAGAUUGACUUCCUGGCCCAGGAGCUCGCCCGGAAGGAGUCGGGAUACUCAACUCCGCCCCUGCCUGAGGCCCGACAGCGGCUCCUGGAGCCUGCCACCCUGGGCUUCUCAGCACGGGGGCAGGGGCUGGAGCUGGGCCUCCCCUCAACUCCGGGAGCCCCCACGCCCCCGCCCCACACCUCCCUGGGCUCCCCCGUGUCCUCCGAGCCGGUGCACAUGUCACCGCUGGAGCCCCGGGGUGGGCAUGGCGACGGCCUUGCCCUCGUGCUGAUCCUGGCGUUCUGUGUGGCCGGUGCGGCCGCCCUCUCCGUGGCCUCCGUCUGCUGGUGCAGGCUGCAGCGUGAGAUCCGCCUGACCCAGAAGGCUGACUAUGCGACUGCGAAGGGCCCCGGCUCGGCAGCAGCACCCCGGACCUCGCCUGGGGACCAGCGGCUGGCACACAGCGCGGAGAUGUACCACUACCAGCACCAGCGCCAGCAGAUGCUGUGCCUGGAACGGCAUAAAGAGCCACCCAAGGAGCUGGACACAGCCUCGUCGGACGAGGAGAACGAGGACGGAGACUUCACAGUGUAUGAGUGCCCGGGCCUGGCCCCAACCGGAGAGAUGGAGGUUCGCAACCCGCUGUUCGACCACGCCGUGCUGUCUGCGCCCCUGCCGGCCCCGGGCUCGUCCGCGCUGCCGUGACCUGAAGGCGGACAGACGCCCACCUGCUCCCUGACCAUGUGACCCCUGGGGGAGGGGCAGGGCCCAGAGCUUCCCACUAAAACAGGUUUUGAGGUUGUGUGCUUGUGGCUGGGCCUCGGGCACCAGGCCCUGGGGCCCCUUGCCAGGGAGACCCCACCUUUGUUCCAGGAGACCGUCUGUCCCCCUGCACCUCUCCUGUUCGGUUUGGACCCCCAAACUGAAGGGGUCAGGGAGAACCACAGAGCCAGGAAUGGGUGGGGAAUUGUAGGGACAAAAGCCAAUUAAAGUCUUUUCAGACCCGCGGCUUCUG
Cebus imitator (Panamanian white-faced capuchin) is the source of this 1509-nucleotide messenger RNA. RefSeq names its product neural proliferation, differentiation and control 1 (gene NPDC1). The transcript is spliced from 9 exons. Lineage: Eukaryota; Metazoa; Chordata; Mammalia; Primates; Cebidae. The record is from RefSeq and is a predicted model, not a curated record. Bases 225 to 1199 code for a protein of 324 amino acids. Gene Ontology annotation, cellular component: membrane.